Mesitornis unicolor (brown roatelo) is the source of this 1116-nucleotide messenger RNA. RefSeq names its product SLAIN motif-containing protein 2-like. The transcript is spliced from 3 exons. The annotation marks the transcript as partial. NCBI's taxonomy places the organism in Eukaryota, Metazoa, Chordata, Aves, Mesitornithiformes, Mesitornithidae. Gene Ontology annotation, biological process: cytoplasmic microtubule organization; microtubule nucleation; positive regulation of microtubule polymerization. The record is from RefSeq and is a predicted model, not a curated record. Gene Ontology annotation, cellular component: microtubule plus-end.
AAAAACUAAGGCGUAGUCUUCCAAACCUGUCCAGGACAUGUAACAUCCAAGCUGAGUCUGUGAAAAACAGCAGAAGUGACUCAAACUUCCAAGUGCCAAAUGGAGGGAUACCUCGCAUUCAACCUCAAGCCUCAGCCAUACCUUCUUCAAGUAAAUUCCGUUCACCUGCAGCACCGUCUCCUCUAGCUCUCCGACAACCAGUGAAAGCAUUUAGUAACCAUGGACCUGGUUCAGUUGCUUCUCCAGAAACCACCCAGCUGCCACACGGUAGUUCUUCACCAGGGCCUCUCGCAGCCCAGAGUUCAGGCUUGCCAAGUUCUGCCAGCGGCAUUAACAGUACCACUCUUACCAGACCGGCAGGGACAGCAGGGAUGAGGAGUGGUUUGCCCAGACCCAGUGCCCCUUCUGCGGGGGGCAUCCCAGUGCCUCGUAGCAAACUUGCACAGCCUGUUCGCAGAUCAUUGCCCACUCCCAAAAACUAUGGCAACAUGAAAGACGAGAGUUGGAAAGAUGGCUGCUACUGAACUGCAAAGUUUAAUGCAAAGUUCCAGUGCUCAUGGAUGCUUCCUCACCAGGCUACAAGCCAGCUUGAUUAUACAAACUGUUCAGAUGUGACUCUUGGGAUUUAUAAAAAUUCCAGACCUCUCUGUCUCUAAUUAGCACAAACUGGCAGAGAUUAUAUGGCAGCACUUUAUUGACAUCUAACAUCAGAUGUUUGUUGAUCAUACAAUCACUUCCACAUUAGAUUGCUAUCAGUUCUGGGUUGGUUUUAUUGCUUGCUAAAAAUGUAUCAAUAUGAGCAUUUAUGACAGUGGCCAAUGUCUGGGCAAAAACCUAACGAAUGCCAAAGAAAUGCCCAUCUUGAAAAACAGCAAGUAUAACAGUCAACUUACAUUGUCCAAAACUUCAUUUUAAGCUUGUUUUAAUUCAGCAAAAAGAUCAGUGAAUAUGUACUGUUGAAACAAGACUACAUUAAUGAGAGCUGAUGUUCUGAUUGCAGACUGCUGCAGUGCUAGUGAAACAUUGCUUUUAUCAAUUGUGUGAGAUUCUCACUGGGGAAAGUGGUACGUGCAUCCUUCAGAAAAUCAGAAGUGACUCUGGAGGAUUAGGCAGAAC